Messenger RNA from Helicoverpa zea (corn earworm), 3999 nucleotides. It is a transcript of the gene aif, whose product is annotated as apoptosis-inducing factor 1, mitochondrial-like. Gene Ontology annotation, biological process: apoptotic process; mitochondrial respiratory chain complex assembly. Gene Ontology annotation, cellular component: cytoplasm; mitochondrion. NCBI's taxonomy places the organism in Eukaryota, Metazoa, Arthropoda, Insecta, Lepidoptera, Noctuidae. The coding region runs from base 1482 to 3308 and encodes 608 amino acids. Gene Ontology annotation, molecular function: FAD binding; NAD(P)H oxidase H2O2-forming activity; protein dimerization activity. The record is from RefSeq and is a predicted model, not a curated record. The transcript is spliced from 15 exons.
UGGCCGAAGUCAGAGCCGCCGCAACAACCGUGGCGCGCGGAGUGCCCACAGGGGCCGCAGCCGCCCAACUACGACCCCUACAGGAUCAAAGUCCCCGACGUAGUCGUGCCGCCACUACCGCCCAGUAAUGUCAAGGAAAUUCCAAACGAGGACAACAUGGAGCUGUUCAAAAAUCCGGAACUUUGUUUCCAAUCGAGUGCUAGUGUUCAAGACUUGUUUCACAACUCGCCUAUCGUGCACCCGGAUUACUGGAAGGACAAGCCAGUGAAGCGGCUGACGGAGGCGGUGAAGGACGCGCUGCCCAAGCUGGGCUACCACGGCAGGAACAAGUACAAGUACGCGUUCCACGAGCCGUGGCGGCCGCUGGACCGCAUGACGCUGCUUGACGAGGCCGAGAAGCAGGAGCUCGGCCAGACCGACGACUUGACCGUCAAAGCGGAUACUUAACGCGAACGAGGGCUCUGAUUUUCGAACUUAAAAAAAUUGAAAAUUUAGGCUAUUUUCGUAAAAAUGUCGCAUCGUUUCUAAUAAAUUUUUGUUUCAUGUAUCGUUAACUUUGAGCUUUUACUAAUGCCUCAGUAAUGGCCUAGGUACUUUUAAGUUGCGCUCCGUACCUACUGGUUCAAAGCAAUUUUCUUGCCAGCAGUUUGAAAGAUUUAAAUAAUUUAGUGACACAUCUACAGUUUCCAAUACUUAUGGUGGAACAAUUUUAGACGUAGGAUGUUGUUCAUUUAGCAAAAUUAUUUUGAGAUAAGAUUACCUACGUCAUAUUUAGCAGAUUUAAGAAUUUUCCUGUUCUUGAAAAGUUAUUUACUCGGGGAAGUAUAUCUCGUUACGAAGGUAAAUUAUGUUCACGAUAUGUUUUUAUCACAAUACCACGAUAUUGUUUUAUGUAAAAAUUUUAUGGUGAUACAUUCCGCAAUUGAUAUUUAUCCACCAAAACAGACGAGCAAAGCGGAGCGGACGAGUUUUAAUCAACUAAUAUAUUUUCGUUAUUCAAACAUCUCGUCUCCGCCCAGAAAUCUUUGCUCUUAUCUUCGCAUGUCUACUUUAAUGGAGCACUGAAGUAGGCUUUUGCGCAGUUGGUUAUCCAAAUUUCGAUAUCAGGGGCUUGAUUCUGCUAAGUUAAUAAUGUGACAAUUAUAUACUUACCAAUUGAAUCUCAAUAGCAGUUUUAACCUUAUCGGGAAUUCUGCUACUGACAUUUCAUUGGCUUGCCACUGGUCUGCUAUUUGGUCUCUGCUCUGCAAUCAUAUUGCAAUCGAAAAUAAUUUGCAGACAAUAUGAUUCAUGAUUAAUUCAUUAUGAAAAAAUUACGGAGUGCCACAUACUUACGUUUCAAUAGUAAUCCAGUCGUGACUGAAUCUUAGUUGGAUAUCAAUCUUAUGUCGAUUAAGUAAAAUUAGCAGAAUUGAGCCCCUGGAAGUGUUGAGUACUUAUGAAUUAUUGAAUAACUGUGCAUUGACUUACCGUUGCAGCCGAUGCUGGACUGCACCAAGGGUACUAACAAAGGGCAAUGCUCUCUGAAGCCGGUGGUGACGCCGGAGCCUCCCCCCCCGCCUCCGCCACCGAGCUUCCCUUGGAUGUAUUUUUGGGCGCUACUGUCAUUCUUCGGUGCGUUUGGUUUGAUGUAUAAAUUAUAUUUAUGGAGGAGAAUGCAGGAGGUAACGAAAGAAAAACCUGUGUGGCGGCCUCGAAGGAAGAUGAAGCGGCCGUACAACGAGCGCGACAUUCCCGCUUGCGUUCAGUAUCUCAUAAUAGGCACGGGCGCCGCCGGCUGGGCCGCAUACAAGGCCAUUAUGGAACACGACAAAACUGCUAAGGUAUUCUUCGUAACGAAAGAAGAUUCCUUCCCCUACAAGCGGCCGCCGCUUAGUAAGCAAAUGUGGUUUGAAGAAGAUCCUCCUGACCCGAAGAUUUUGAAGUAUGUCGAAGACGGACGAAGACAAACAAUGUUUAAUGCAGAUUGCGGAGAUUUCUUAGAUCCCGUUGUAUUUUAUCGGAAAAAGACGGGCCCGGCGUUGUCGAUCGCGACGGGCUGGUGUGUGGUCCGACUGGACGCUGACGACCACGUGGCCUACGUCAAGACCAUGAGUGGGGAGCAUCCGAUAUACUACGAGCGGUGUCUGUUGGCCCCCGGUUCAAAACCAAGAACUCUUGACAUCAUAAAAUCCGCUCCGAAGGCAGUACGGGAAAAAGUUUGCACCAUGCGUACAGUUAGGGAUUUGGAGCUAGCGUACAGGAAAGUCAAAGAAGCGAAGCAUGUAACAGUCAUAGGCGCCGGCCCUCUGGGCUGCGAGCUCGCGUGGCAUCUGGGCAAAAUGAAUAAAAUGAUGCCGUUAGAGGACGGGCCGGGCAGGGUGAUAACACACGUGUACAAGGACAAGGGCAUACUGUCGGGCAUCCUGCCGGAGUACCUCGGCGUGUGGGCCGCUGAGCUCAUCAAGUGCGAGGGUGUCACGCAAGUGCCCAAAGCUCAAGUAUACGAUGUGUUCGAGUCAGUAGACGGGAGACUCGAGCUCACGCUGUCCAACGGCCAGUCUUUAGUCACGGACUUCGCUUUCGUGGCAGUAGGCGCGGAGCCGCGCGUGGACCUGGCCGAGGGCUCGUACCUGGAGCGCGACGAGAUCAACGGCGGCUACCUGGUGAACACCGAGCUGGAGGCCCGGACUCACCUGUACAUCGCCGGCGACGCCGCCAGCUACUACUCGCAGGAGAAGGACACGCGCAUGCGCGCCGACCACGUCAUCAACGCCGAGGAGCAGGGCUACAUCGCCGGCUCCAACAUGACCGGCUACUGGAUGCCCUGCAACAUGGAGCCCAACUGGUGGGUGCGCCUCGGCGAUCUGCUGCAGAUGGAGGUAGUCGGCGAAGUGGGUGCAUGCAUGCCCAUCGUGGGGCUUUUCAAGGAAUGUACGGACGAAGAAUCCAUUAAGGAGGCCGAGACAAUGACCAACGCGGGCGAAAGGCAAGGCUGCUUCCAGAGCAGGAGCGCGGAGUACGUGAACCGGUACAAGCGCGGCCUGCUCUUCUACUUGCGCGACGAGGUGGUGGUCGGCUUCGUGUUCUGGAACAUGCCGGCCAUCGAGGACCGCAGGGAAGUGGCCACUGAGUUGCUUCGCGCGAAGCCUACGUACCAAGACAUCAACGUGCUGGCGGAGCUACUGGGCUUCCCGAGCACACGAUGUGUGUACAAGAAGGACGAGGUAGUGGUCGCUGAAGUUGGGCCUUGUUUAACUAAUGACUGUAAACCCAAACCAACUUCGAAAAAAGAUUGUCCGACAAUAACGCGACACCGAUAUCCGUAGCGCCGUAUGGUCGUCUAGGGAACAUCACCGCGGUUCAGUUUUGUUGAGAAACGUUUGUAAACAUGAUCGCAUUCCGUAACUUGUGAACAUUAGCAGCCGCUCACUGGUCGCAAGCCGAGUCGCCGGCCUUACACCGCGGAUGACGCAAACAUUACAUAACUCGUUAACUGCUAACUUCGGUUAGAAGUUGACCGUUAUCAAAGAUACAAGACGUCACCUUACACGGCGACGCUUGCUAAUCUAAAUAAUCUAAACCUUUUGUAAACGAAUGUUACCAAACAACAUACUAAAUGUUACUCAACAAAUAGCAACUGCGGUGUGCUCCUUUAUCUCAUCAUACGUCUUACGGCCCUCGAAAAAAAAAGAGUAAAAAGGUUGGUACAUGCUAAGCUAAAGGUUAGAGCACACAGCUUGCUCUAGCAUUGCCUCCGAUAGUUAUUCCAAUUGUGAUUGUGUGUAGAACAAACUGUUUCAUGACUUAUCUAGAACGGUGAAUUGAGGCGAAAAAGGUCAGGUGUGUGCUAUAACCUUAGUCAUCGAAAAUAUGCAGUUUGUGGGAAAUUUUAAUUAACCAUUGACAUUUUUGUUUCAGUUGGAAAGUAUGGUAAAAAAAAAAAUUUGCAAGAAAAGUUUUAAGGAAUUGUCUGUGUGAACAUAUUUUUUUUUGAUAUUGAAAGUUUUGAUUCAUUAA